CCUCUAUAUGUAUCCAACAAUGAGGAAGUGUAGGUGUGCAUCUAUCUGUUGACUGUCGGACAGGUUAAAGCUGAAGUAUGGCAAAUCCAGAUAAAGAGAUUUCCUACAGUGAUCUCAAAUCCCUCAAAGAGAAAUGUAAAGACCUUCUGAUUGUGGACGUGCGCUCCAAAGGUGAAGUGGAUAAAGGCUGCAUCCCAGGCUCCGUCCAUAUCCCAGUGGACGACGUGGAAAGAGAAUUCUCUUUGGAUGCAGAUGCUUUUAAAGAGAAAUUUGGUUUCCCCAAGCCCCUGCUGGAUAGCCGUGAGCUGGUGUUUCACUGCCAGAUGGGACAUCGUGGAGGACUUGCUACAGAGAAAGCCAGAAGCCUUGGCUUCAAGAAUGCACGGAACUAUGCAGGAGGAUACAAGGAAUGGUCAGAGAAGGAAGAAAAAUGCUGUUCUGGCACCAAGCACUGCUGUCCAGCAAAUCCAAAGGAGUAGUUUUAGUGACACUUGGACAAGGUUCCUCUCAUAGGAUUGUAGGAUCAUCAUCUAGUUUAGCUCAGUCAUAUUUAUCUUCAAAAAUAGCUGAAUACACUUUGAACAAUUAGAGCUUCAAGUUGGAUUAACUCAGGAAUUUGUAAUAAAAAUUUUAUUCAACUGCAGAGUUUUUACACAGCCCAUGUAUUUAUUUUUUUUUAAUUGUGUGGUUUAAGAUUUGUGCCUUUUUAUUGUAGCUUUACGUUUGUUUGUUUUUUUGCGACAUUGUCGUUAUUGGUGUACGCAUGCGCACUGCACAAACGUCUAUUUUGUAGAUUUGUUUUCAGGUAACCAGCCAUUCUGGUAUAGGGUGCUUUUGGUUUUAGUUUGUUAAUAUUGUCUCAGUGGCUGAUAUUAGAAAGAUGGACAUGUACUUUGCUCUGUGUUCUUCUUUCAGGUAAUGUCAUGCUAUGACCAUGUCACCAAUCACUUUUUUUUUUUAAAUGAAAGCGAACGUUGUUUUGCUCAGUUUAACACGCACACGGUUCCGAAAGGGAGUCCAAAAUGUAAUUUAGUAACUGUUGCAUCUAAAUUGUGUGAAGACUUUGGGAUCUAUUAAACCUGAUCUCCCCA
Neoarius graeffei (lesser salmon catfish) is the source of this 1091-nucleotide messenger RNA. It is a transcript of the gene tstd1, whose product is annotated as thiosulfate sulfurtransferase like domain containing 1. The record is from RefSeq and is a predicted model, not a curated record. NCBI's taxonomy places the organism in Eukaryota, Metazoa, Chordata, Actinopteri, Siluriformes, Ariidae. The transcript is spliced from 4 exons. Gene Ontology annotation, molecular function: thiosulfate-cyanide sulfurtransferase activity. Gene Ontology annotation, cellular component: mitochondrion. Bases 78 to 479 code for a protein of 133 amino acids.